Messenger RNA from Symbiodinium sp. CCMP2456, 838 nucleotides. Lineage: Eukaryota; Dinophyceae; Suessiales; Symbiodiniaceae. The record is from the annotation of a GenBank genome assembly.
AUGGGCAUCGCGCUUGUCAGUGCGGUGUUCGCAGCCGCUUCGUUAAAAGCGGCCGACAAGCCAAACAUUCUUGUGAUUUGGGGAGAUGACAUUGGUAUUCCUCAGAUCAGCGUCUAUUCGCACGGGAUGAUGGGUUAUCAAACGCCCAACAUCGAUCGCAUUGCGAAGGAAGGGGUUUACUUCACCGACGCCUAUGGGCAGCAAAGCUGUACUGCAGGUCGGGCCAGUUUCAUCCUAGGGCAAGAACCUUUUCGUACCGGGCUGCUGACCAUCGGCAUGCCUGGCGAUCCGCACGGGAUUACGGAAUGGAUGCCGACGCUGGCCGACGCCUUAAAAACGCAGGGCUAUGCGACAGGACAGUUCGGCAAGAAUCAUCUUGGCGACCAAGACAAGCACUUACCGACCAAUCAUGGCUUCGACGAGUUCUUUGGAAAUCUCUAUCACUUGAAUGCGGAAGAAGAGCCAGAAGGUUACUUUUACCCGAAGGAUCCCGAGUUUCUGGAAAAGUAUGGUCCGCGCGGAGUGAUCAAGUCGUCGGCCGAUGGAAAGAUCGAAGACACCGGGCCGCUCAAUACGAAGCGUAUGGAAACGGUUGAUGAAGAGUUUCUGGCGGCAGGCAAAGACUUCAUUGAGCGACAAGUGAAAGCCGACAAGCCGUUCUUUGUGUGGUUCAACUCGACCAGAAUGCAUGUCUUUACGCAUUUGAAGAAAGAAUCGCUCGGCAAGACCGGGAAGGGGAUUCAUGCCGAUGGGAUGGUCGAGCAUGACGGCCACGUUGGGCAGCUGCUCGAUCUGUUAGAUGAACUGAAAAUUGCCGACAACACGAUCGUGAUUUACA